This is a messenger RNA of Dermochelys coriacea (leatherback sea turtle), 1135 nucleotides long. It is a transcript of the gene RTRAF, whose product is annotated as RNA transcription, translation and transport factor. The record is from RefSeq and is a predicted model, not a curated record. Gene Ontology annotation, molecular function: RNA binding. The transcript has 8 exons. Gene Ontology annotation, biological process: tRNA splicing, via endonucleolytic cleavage and ligation. Gene Ontology annotation, cellular component: tRNA-splicing ligase complex. NCBI's taxonomy places the organism in Eukaryota, Metazoa, Chordata, Testudines, Dermochelyidae. The coding region runs from base 235 to 969 and encodes 244 amino acids.
CUGCCCCUGUGCGCCUGUGGCGCUGUCAAUAAAGUUGGUGGAACGCGAGACCUCCCUCCCUCCCCGCCCGCUGGCUUCGGCCCUCGCGCUCGCUCCGCGGGCAGCCGAUUGGUCGCGGCCGCCGCCGCUCUCGGCCUUGGGCCAGUGGGCGGCCUAGGCCGCCCCUUUCUCCCCGCCCCUCUCCCGCUGCCCGGCGCUGCGAGCGAGCGGCUGCUGCGCGGACACUGAGGCACCAUGUUCCGCCGAAAGCUGACGGCGCUGGAUUACCACAACCCCGCCGCCUUCAACUGCAGAGAUGAAACAGAAUUUAGAAACUUUAUUGUCUGGCUCGAAGACCAGAAAAUUAGACACUACAAGAUUGAAGACCGAGGAAAUCUAAGAAACAUACACAAUGACGAAUGGCCUAAAGCCUUUGAAAAGUAUCUGAAAGAUGUUAACUGUCCCUUCAAGAUACAAGAACGACAGGAAACAAUUGAUUGGCUUCUUGGGUUAGCUGUUAGGCUUGAGUAUGGAGAUAAUGCUGAUAAGUAUAAAGACUCCACGCCUGACAGUGCUAAAAAUACUGAUAAUGCAGCAAAAAAUGCAGAGCCACUGAUAAACUUGGAUGUGAAUAAUCCUGACUUUAAGGCUGGAGUGAUGGCUUUGGCUAACCUUCUUCAAAUCCAGCGACAUGAUGACUAUUUGGUAAUGCUUAAGGCAAUUCGCAUUUUGGUUCAAGAGCGCUUGACUCAGGACGCCAUAGGAAAGGCAAAUCAAUCAAAGGAGGGUUUGCCUGUUGCUUUAGAAAAGCACAUUCUUGGUUUUGACACAGGAGAUGCUAUUCUUAAUGAAGCUGCCCAAAUUCUUCGAUUGCUGCAUAUAGAGGAACUCCGAGAGCUGCAAACAAAAAUUAAUGAAGCCAUCGUAGCAGUUCAGGCAAUUAUUGCUGAUCCAAAGACAGACCACAGACUGGGGAAAGUUGGAAGAUGAGCAAGUGAAGACUGUAGUCUCCUGUGUACUUAGUACAAUUAGGAGUUAUGUACAACUCUGGCAUGCAUUUUGAAGUGGAUAUUCCACUCUUUUGAAAGAAAAGAGGAAAUGGAAUCCUGAUUGGUCUAGUGAAUUACCAUCAUUCUUUAAAUAAAGUUGGGGAAAU